AUGCAACCUAUCAUCAAGGGAGCAGUAAGCUCCACAUUUAAACGUGCUCUAUACAAUUUCGGUAUCAAAGAAAAGAAGAGUGUCAAUAUUGAAAUGGGGAGAACGCAACAAACAAAGAAAAUCGAUCAGUCUUUGUCCAAAAAACUUCCCAAAGGUACUAUCUACGAUCCAUUUGACUUCUCUAUGGGACGAAUCCAUUUAGAUAGAAAAUAUCAGGCAAACAAGAACUCAAACAGGAACGAUAUAAUGAAGUCCGGUGCAAAUCCACUAGAAUUUUAUGCAAGACCAAGAAUACUUUCAAGAUAUGUGACCUCCACGGGAAGAAUCCAACAUAGGGAUAUCACAGGCUUAUCGGCAAAGAAUCAAAGAAGACUAUCGAAAGCCAUUAGACGGUGCCAGGCAAUAGGAUUAAUGUGA
Molecule: messenger RNA, 417 nt
Organism: Saccharomyces cerevisiae S288C
Lineage: Eukaryota; Fungi; Ascomycota; Saccharomycetes; Saccharomycetales; Saccharomycetaceae
Gene: RSM18
Product: mitochondrial 37S ribosomal protein bS18m RSM18
Exons: 1
Coding region: 1-417 (138 amino acids)
Biological process (GO): translation
Cellular component (GO): ribosome; mitochondrion
Molecular function (GO): structural constituent of ribosome
Source: RefSeq, marked reviewed